AUGGCGGAAAAACUUGAAGAUCUAAAUUUGCCAUUAACAGUGGUUACACGAAUUGUAAAAGAAGCGUUACCUGAAGGUAUUUCUAUAUCUAAAGAAGGCCGAACUGGUCUCGCAAAGGCGGCUUCAGUUUUCGUAUUAUACGUAACCUCUGCGGCUACAAACAUAGUAAAAAAUAACAAGAGGAAAGCUUUAACCGGCCAGGAUGUUCUAGAGGCGAUGGCAGAUAUAGAAUUCGAUAGAUUUGUCGAACCGUUAAGAGAAGCUUUAGAACAAUACAAAUUAGCUGUAACAGCGAAGAAAUUAGCUUCAGGGAAGAAAAAGGACGAAGAUGUAGAAAUGGUGGAAGAUGAA
This is a messenger RNA of Brenthis ino (lesser marbled fritillary), 351 nucleotides long. Lineage: Eukaryota; Metazoa; Arthropoda; Insecta; Lepidoptera; Nymphalidae. The record is from the annotation of a GenBank genome assembly.